AUGUCCUAUCUCCCAACUUUAGCGCCUGAUUCCAAUGACUGCAAGCUACAUAAUUUGUACGAUACACAGAGCUGUAUUAUAGCUGCAGUGUGCAUUCUAAUUGGAACUGCAAAAUGCUUUUUUGGUAAGAUACAAGACGAUCCCUAAGCUAGCUGUAAUCCACUUUUAUGAAGUUUGGAACGAAAACGUUACCGUGAAAUAGAUAUUGCUAUAUCGAAAAACAUUUCUUGCAGCUCUUACUGAAAUGUAUAUUGUUUAACUUGUUUAUUCAUUUACGAAGUAUCGAAUCUGCCUUUCACCAGGCAUUCAGAGGAGAUCCGGACGAAAUUUUCAAAAAUACUCGGUGGACACCCAGCAAUAUUCUGAUUUUCUUUAGGGAUGGACCAUUUAAUUUUUGAGGGGGGCCCUGGGAAAUUACCGAAAAAAAAUCCUGCACAGCAAAAGUAGCGAAAAAAAUCUCCUGCAGAACGGACCAUGGGAAAAAAAAUCGAGCAAGCCUUUCUUUUUAUAGGAUCCUGUUGGACGAAAUGAAAAACAGGGCAGUGUAAAAUGCAGACUGACUAGCCGGUUAGAAAACAAUGGGACUAUUGUUGUCACAUACUCAUUUGCAUGGUGAAAACAAUUGUCCGCAGUCUGCGUUUUACACUGACCGAUGAAAAACUAAUUUGUAAAUUUUGUCAUAAUUUAAUUUCAACAGACCAAAGUGCUGUUUAAUAUUUGCUUAAUAAUUGACCUCUUUGUGUUUCUAGUAAUUAUUAAUAAACAGUAACAUAUUAAUAGCAUUCACAGUCUUGAAUGUAUCCAACUAUAAAGGACAACUGGUAGAGUGGUUGUACUUAAAAUCUAACAGUUGGUGUGUAAUAGCAGGGACAGCAGAGCAAGGGGACAAGGGGGCUGAACUUUUCUAGAGGAAACUUUCACGCAGGCCAGUGUUCUAACGCUGGGAUAUAUGGAAGGCCGGGAAAUAUGUAUCACUUUUACGAAACCUCCAUGAUAUUGCUGUAAGCACUAGAAUAUAAAGUACCUGUCAUUUUAUACUUUAUCCAGGUUGAGUUUUUUUAAGAUAUAUCUCAUGGAGAGUGUUAAAAAUGCCAUUUCCCAGGCUCUAGUUUAAAAAUUUUCUGGGGGAGAAUGCCCCCGAACCUCCCAAAAAAUUUGCUCCUUUGGUGCUCAUUUUCAAGCCCCCCCCCCCCCCCCUCCCUCGAACAAUAAUCCCCCCUCCCCCCACCUACCUUACACCCAAAAACCAAUAAAACACACCCAACAACCCACACAACAACACCCAUCUACACAUUAUGUAUGAGAGUGUUUAAAAAUGUCAUCUCCCCUGGGCUAGUUUAAAAUAUUUCUUGGGUGAGAUCCCCCCGAACCCCCCCAAAAAUUUUUUCCUUGUUUACCCCUUUUCAAACCCCCCCCCCCCCCUCUUAGUUGGAAAUAUGCUCUGCCGUCCCUGAAUAUACUGUCAAACUAAAAUAUAAGUGAAAAAAACCAACUAGUGUCUGAUAGAGCCCACUAUAAGUAAUAUUAUUUCAAGGAUUUGUGAGUAAAACCAUUCUACCAAAGGACAGUUUUAUGGUAGAGUGAUCAAGACCUUUCCUUUUAACGAAUCACUGUAAAUAUACAGUGUUGUUUAUUAUUAUUAUUAUUUAUUAUUUUGUUUUUUUAUAUAUCGAUGUAAUUCUACUUAUUUAAUUCAUGUUCUCACAUGUAAUUGUAAAGUGCCUUUGAUCUAUUUCGAAAAGGCACUAUAGGAAUUUUUGAAUUAUGUCAGUGAAACCUCUAUAUUUAGGCAGACCCUCGGUUCAGCUGACACCCUCUUUUAAGCAGCUAUUUAGCCCAGUCCUGGAAUAUAUAAGCGUCUUAUAUUUUCUUCUACAACCAACCUCUAUUAGGCAGACACCUCUAUCAAGUGGACGGGGACACCAAAAUGGAUGUUAUUUUGGCAUUUUUUUAUUGUUUCAAACCUCUGUUUAGCGGAAACCUGAACAAAUUUCUAGUAAAAGGCUUUGUUACUGUAAGAGGCUGGGAAGUAACUGGCCAGGUGUUUUCUUUAGGACUCAUCUUCAUUUUAAAUAAGAUAUUCAAUACUGAUUUCUUGGCAUUGGAUAAAAAGAUCCAGGCAUUUUUUAAAGUUUUGAAAUUCAGCUGAAUAGAAUCUCGCCUUUGUUUUGGUAACCCAAUAUGUAGCACUGAAUAGACUAAAUGUAGCUUUUAUCAGCCUGGAGAGAAAGCCGUGCUUGUGAUGUACAUGUAUCAUUUUUUGUUCCAUACUUGCAUAGGCAUACCUCAUGAAAUGCUCAUUUUUGGUGAUACUCUAAUAAAUAUGAAGACUGAAAACUGAUGAAAAAAAAAUUCGUGCACAACCUUAAGGUGCUAAAAAAAAAUUCUUGCACAGCCCAAAGGCGAAAAAAAAAAUCUUACCCACACAAAAUUGUCCACCCCCCCCCCCUAAAAAAUAAAAUGGUCCAUCCCUUAAGACAAGAAAUAUAGACGUCUGUAUUAGGUAAACACAGAUGUUCAGAGUGUAAUGCAAGGAUUUUUGCUGGACACAGAGUAUUAAUUUUUAAAAAUCAUCUGGCCUUUAGGCAGAAAUUAUGUCAUCACCUCUUAGAUUAGAGUGCAAACAAAAAGUUUCGUUGAAUGCGUUUUGAAUUCGCGUAUUUCUACUUCGUUCUUAUUCAUGUGGAAUUGAAACAAUAAAUACGUUCAUACACUCCCGUAGUUCCCUCGCAAAUUAUACCCGAUUCCAGACCAAAAUGGGCAAAGUGUGUACGUGUUUCCAGAUCAAAAAGGACCAAAAACUCUACCCAAUGGGGAGACACAUACCUAUAUGGCUUAUAUAGGGAAGUGACCCUCCUUGGUCGAUAUGACAGGAAUUCUCGCUUCCCUAUGAAGGAACAAGCUGUGUGUGUAACAAUGAGAUUUAAAAUUGCACAGUUAAUGAUGAUGAUGAAGUCACUGCCAAAAGUCUGCAUUGUUUGGGGAAAAUGCAAAUGUGGAUUCUUGAAAGAGGUUUUGUCUGUUAUAUUUACUAAAAUCCAAUGAUGGAUUUUGAAUCUAAAAAAUUCAUUCUCCAAGUGGAUUUAUUAGAUAAAAUCUACAAUUACUCCAAAUUUUUAAGAUUUGUGAUCUGUUCUCUCCUUUGGGAUUGGAUCCAAAAUAAAUACACCUAGAAAGGAGUCUGGUAAAAUAUUAGGCUUUUAAUUACUACCUCUUUCUUGUGAAAGAAUCCAUUUUUGUAUUUUUUUCAUUUCUAGCAAUGAAUCCAAAGAAUCUGAGAAUCUCUCUUUCUCUUAAAGAAAAACACCUUCGUAUUAGUUUUUGUUAUUAUCAUUUGAAGUACAGUGUAUAUACUGCAUACGUAAUAUUAUUGAUUGAUCAGUCAUUUUCAGGGUACCGACUGUUCAAAUUCGUGCUGUUUCUAGUUGGUUUCCUGGUGGCAUUUUUCUUCACCUAUCUAAUGUGUACUGAACAAUUAUCUGAUGAGCUCUCUGGAAAAGCUCUUGAGUAUAAGGAUCAGGUAAAAAACUUUAAAAUAUUAAUGAAUGUUGAGCUUCCAGCAUACCUUCCAACGGGCAAAGACAACAGGCAAAAUAAUUUCUUGUUUGUACCAGUGAUGAGUGAGGGAUGUAUGUCAUGAGGGAUGUGAGGGAUAUUCAGUAAAACCCUUCUAACUCGAACUCCUGAAGGAAAACGAGAAACAAUUCAAGUCACAUAAUUAGUGGGGGUUACAGUUAUUGGGGUCGAUUGGAUAUGCAAUUUGCCAGUGGUUGAUAGCUACAGAUAGUUACUGAUGUUUCAUUUAACUUCAGUAUAUAUUGUUAUUGUUGGCAUCAGGAGACAAUAAAAUCAAUGCUACGGUUUAGUCAGUGGUUGAGUUGCAGUGCUUGCUGUGGCUGUACAGUCUGGUAGGCUCUGUUGCAGUUGUUGAAGAUGAAUUCUAAGAUUGGCUUUGUGGGUACUGAUGCUGCCCUCAGCUAUCUGCACUCUCUCCUCUCAUCUACAGUGCAGAUUUAACUUACUUUAUAAUUAUUAGAAACUAAAUGUAACGUGGUUAUGUAUUUUUGUGAUAAAAUUAUGUUAUCUGUUUGUUGCACCAUUUAAAAUCAAAUUGCUAUUAUGUUAAUAGGUUUAGUGUCUUUACCGAUCACACAACAAGAAGAGCUAAUGGGUUGGCAUCUGAUUGGAGUAGAAAGAACCAGAAUUUAAGCUAUUGGGGUAAAUUUCAGAGAAAUUUAUUAUCUAGGGAAAGGAAAUUUAGUUUGAGUUAGCAGGCAAUUUGAGUUAUCCGAGUUGCAGUUAACCGAGUAAAAAUGACUGAAAAGUAGGAUGAAAUUCAAGGGAAAUGGGACUCUGUUCGAGUUAGCCGGGAGUUCAAGUUAUCCGAGUUCAUGUUACUGGGGUUCUUGCGUGUGUAUUUAUAUCUUGCUGGAUCAUCCUAUGGGAAUUCUUACCUUCUGUUUAAGAUAUCUCUUGGCAUCUCUGUUGGAGUUGGUGUUAUUGCUGGCCUGCUAACAUUGUGCCUUUUUUACGUUGGACUUUUUCUACUUGGUAAUUAAUAAUAUUGUUGAUAUCUAAUAGUCAUUAAUUAUAGUAGAUGUAAAUAAUGAAAUCACCCAACAAUUUUUUGUUAGCCUCUCAUUGAAAUGUAAACCUCAACACCACAAGGACCUUGAGGAAUAAUAUCUCCUUGUGAUUAUUUUGAUUGUAAGUAAUAGAAAUCUCUCAGGGGCGGAUCCAGGAUUUUUUUUAGGAGGGGGUGCACUCGUCUCUUGUUCUACUUCAACACCAAUAAACCACAUGGUUUUUUUUUGCAGAAUAACAGUUGCAUCUCCCGGGGGGGGGGUGCGCACCCCCUGCACCCUCCCCCUAGAUCCGCCCCUGUCUCUUAUUUGAACACUUCAAUGGAGAACACUUCAAAUACAGCAUCUUUCAUAGGAGUUGGGCUAAGUGUGCGUUUUAAUUUUUAAAGGAGCGAGCGCAUGGGAUGGUUUGUUGGCAUGGCUCUUCUGCCCCUCCUAUACAAGCAUAAUUUCAGUGUACUUGUCUGA
This is a messenger RNA of Porites evermanni, 5051 nucleotides long. Lineage: Eukaryota; Metazoa; Cnidaria; Anthozoa; Scleractinia; Poritidae. The record is from the annotation of a GenBank genome assembly.